Molecule: messenger RNA, 4153 nt
Organism: Harpia harpyja (harpy eagle)
Lineage: Eukaryota; Metazoa; Chordata; Aves; Accipitriformes; Accipitridae
Gene: FLOT2
Product: flotillin 2
Exons: 11
Coding region: 1362-2501 (379 amino acids)
Biological process (GO): regulation of myoblast differentiation; protein localization to plasma membrane
Cellular component (GO): plasma membrane
Source: RefSeq, a predicted model, not a curated record
GGACCCUGGGGCUCCCCGGGGUGGGGGUCCCCGUAGCGCAGAGAGCGGUGGGUGAGGUCGCGAUGCCAGCGGCACGCCCCAGUGCUGCUGCUGCUGCUUUUGGAUGAUGUCAAGCAGUGGCACCAGCAAGGCUGCCAGGCUCUGGGCCGCUGCCAACAGCCCUUAGCUUGGAUUACCAAGAAACCAUCCUGUUUCUGGGGGGCAGGUUGGCUUUCAUGGGGAGGGAGAGCUGGGUGUGAGCAUCCCACUGGGGCAGAGAGGGCAGCUUGGGGCAGGGCACCACGGGCCUGUCCCUGGGGUGCCUUUCGCAUCCACCAUAUCCUACUGCUGCUUUGUUACUAGCACGUCACCUGGCCUCUCCGUGGUGCUGUCACUGGACGCAGUUGAUGCCCACCAGAUAUGUACAGUUUUCUCUUCAGGCAAGCUGGUUGCUUAGGUUACGGUUAAAUAAACCAGCAGUGCAGUCCCCUGUGUCUGAUUCAACCUGUAGCUGCAGGGUUAAAUAAACCAGCAGUGAAAUCCCCUGUGUCUGAUUUAACCUGUAGCUGCUCCAAUACUCUGCCGAAGCUCCAGACUGCACUUUGGCAUAGACCAGGCUGCAUGCAGACAGGACUUAAUUACCGUUAGGUGAUGUAACAGCUUGCUAUAAGGGCUGGAUACUCCGCUCUUGUGUGACAGGCUGGGGCCAAGUGCAAGGUAAUAACCAGGUUAGAUACAGCUGUUGGUCACUUCAUGUGUCCUCAAUCGUGUUAACGUCCUUUCUGUCAAUGCUGGACUAGUUUUGUGGAAGACGCUUUGAUGCUCAGACCUAAACUCACCCGGGAGAAAAUGCAUGUGAACGUCAAGGAUGUGCUACGAUCACAGCUCUGCCGUGCAUGUGAAACUAUGUUGUUAUGUUUUUGGAGCCAAAGCCUCCAGCGGGCUGUGGCACUUGCUUUUCUGGCUGGUCUGUUAUCAGUUCAUCUCUCUUGGAUAACAGACCUGUUAUGGGAAUUACUGAGGAGAUGCCAGAAGCAGGCUGCAGUUUUGGAAACAAGUAUGCCUGCUGUGGCAGCUGCUUCUAAGGAGAUACAAACCGCACCCACCAGCUGCCUGGAGCAGCAGUAUUUCUUGCAGUUUUCCUGGUCUUCUGCACAUUUCUGCAGUUCCCGGCUGGGAUCUAGAGCUGAUACUGCGCUUCCCUCUGAAAAGACCCCUGUCAAAAUCAGCGCUGCUUGGUGAAAUGCCAUGUCCUGCGGGAGGAAUCGGGAAGCUGUGCUCCAGGUGGCUGUUGUGGCUCUGAUGUAAAGCAGUAUGUAUACGGAGGCUGGGCCUGGGCUUGGUGGUGCAUUACUGACACCCAAAGGAUUUCCCUAGAGAUAAUGACGUUACAGCCCAGGUGUGAGGACGUAGAGACGGCGGAGGGGGUAGCUUUAACUGUCACAGGUGUGGCACAGGUGAAGAUAAUGACUGAGAAGGAGCUCCUGGCUGUGGCCUGUGAGCAGUUCUUGGGGAAGAAUGUGCAGGAUGUGAAGAACGUGGUCCUUCAGACGCUGGAGGGGCAUCUGCGCUCCAUCCUAGGUACCCUGACAGUGGAGCAGAUCUACCAGGACAGGGAUCAGUUUGCCAAGCUGGUGCGGGAGGUGGCAGCUCCUGAUGUGGGUCGCAUGGGUAUCGAGAUCCUGAGCUUCACCAUCAAGGAUGUCUAUGAUAAAGUAGAUUACUUGAGCUCCCUGGGAAAGACUCAGACUGCGGCUGUCCGAAGGGAUGCAGACAUCGGUGUGGCAGAAGCCGAGCGAGAUGCUGGCAUUCGGGAGGCAGAGUGCAAGAAAGAAAUGCUGGAUGUCAAGUUCAUGGCAGAUACGAAAAUAGCAGAUUCCAGACGGGCUUUUGAAUUGCAGAAAGCUGCCUUCAGUGAGGAGGUCAACAUGAAGACUGCAGAGGCCCAGCUGGCCUACGAGCUCCAGAGCGCCCGGGAGCAGCAGAAGAUCCGCCAGGAGGAAAUUGAAAUCGAGGUGGUGCAGCGCAAGAAGCAGAUCGAUGUUGAAGAGAAGGAGAUCAUCCGGAUGGAAAAGGAGCUGAUAGCCACUGUGAAGCGGCCGGCCGAGGCUGAAGCCUACCGUAUCCAGCAGAUCGCCGAGGGCGAGAAGGUGAAGCAAGUCCUCAUUGCGCAGGCGGAGGCAGAAAAGAUCCGCAAGAUCGGAGAAGCAGAGGCUUUUGUAAUUGAGGCCAUCGGGAUGGCAGAGGCUGAGAGGAUGAAGCUGAAAGCUGAAGCGCUCCAGCAAUAUGGAGAAGCUGCCCAGCUGGCUCUAGUGCUGGAUGCGCUGCCUGAGAUCGCUGCCAAAGUGGCGGCUCCCCUCUCCAAAGUGGACGAGAUCGUUAUUCUCAGUGGAGAGAGCAGCAAUACAACAUCCGAGGUAAACCGUCUGCUGGCCGAGAUCCCUGCCUCUGUGCGUGCCAUCACUGGUGUGGAUCUCACAAAGAUUCCCCUGAUCCAGAAAGCCACCGGGGCCCAGGCAUGAGGCUGGGCAACCCAAAGCUAGCGAAGAUCACUCCCUGUUAUGCACUCAGACAUCAACUGCCUUCAACACGUGGGAAUUCCUUUUAUAUCAAAGACAAUUGGAGUUUCAUUUUUAAGCUCUGGUGCCUUAUUUUGUAGGGCCAGAAAGAUGCAUGUCCAAUCAGCUGCUUUUUUUAUUACAAAGGCUGGGAGGGGAUUUAUUUUGUAAUUAACUGUAUAUUGUAUCAGGCCGGGGUUUGGAUCCGAUCCCCAGUUAUGACUGGCAGCUUGUCUGGUGUUGCAAUCCCAGUGCCUUGCUGUUCUCUGUCCUUGGGUGGCCGCCCAGAGCUUGGAGCAGAGGCUCGGCGGGACACAGAGCAUGGAGUGUGGAGCUGUAGGUAGAGAACAGCCAGGACCUACCUCCCCUGGGCUCCCUGCCCUCCCGCAGCAACCCUCCUGGGCACUGCCCAACCCCUGCCUCUGCCCACAAGCUGUUUUUGUGGCUGGCUUUCCCCAUCCGAGUGUCUCGCCCACAGGGCCCUUGCAGUGCUAGCACUCCUGCCCAGGCUGGGCUUCCCUGGGGUGGCAGUCACCCCCCGGGGAGGGUGACAAUCAGACACUGCCAGUGGGUGCUGCCCACUCCCAUGCUGCCUUCCCUCGGGGAAGUUUCCUCCCGGGAUCUGGAGAGGAGAGAGCUGGGGGGGGGGAGCUGACAGAGCGUUAGCGGAGGGAGCCCAACUCAGCCCUAGUCUGAGCCAGGCUUGGCAAGGUCCCACCACCAGGAAUGCCAAAAAGUAGCGCUGUGCCAAAGCCACCCCCUCCGAGAACGAGGCGAAACCACCGAGGCUGCUGUCCCCGAGUGCUGUGGUACAUCUUGUCCCCCCCAACUACUAAACUACCACGGGUCAGAGGGAGGUGGGGGACCAGGCAGGGUGCUGUGGUGGGGACGGGCUCCUCCAGCACCACGGCCUGUACAGCUGGCCGGGGACCAGCGCUCCUGGGACUGGUGCCGUGGCCCUGAGUGCUGGUGGGGGGAUGCCCCGACAGGCAGUGCAGAAGCCCCUACCUCGCUCGGUCCCCCUCCCUCUUACGGCCAGUGGCUUUGCUGUCCUGAAUGACAAUGUGAAAGAGGUUGUCCCCGUGUGUGUCCUGUACUCCCCACAGUGCCACCGUGGCCCUGCGCUGGCCCGUGCCCCUUCCCCAGCUGUCUCGACGCCUGUGUUCAGUGCAGCCGUAGCAGCCAAACCCACGUGUGAAGUCGGCCUGGCGCUGCUGUGGGGUGGUGGGAUGGUGACCCGCGCCCGCACCGUGGGGUGCUGGGGGUCCCUCCGCUGGCUCAUUCACCCACAGCUCAGUGCUACCCCCCACCUCGUUGCCGUAGGGUGGGUGCAGGGACCCGGGCCAGUACUGGCCAGUCCCUUUGCCAGGAGUGACCUGCCGUGGGGUGGAUGGGUGCUGCGGGGGCGAGCGGCACCCCGUCCCCCUCUGUGCCGCCGGGGUGGGGACAACCGGCGUUAUCAGCCCCCGGCUUGUGCUCACGCCGCGGGGCCGCCGGCGCAGAUCUGGCACUUGCUGGCGGGCGUGCCGGGCGAGGCGUCCUAUCUGCAUGUGCGUGUGCAUGCCUGCGUCCCUGCGACCAUCACUGCUGUAUGAUAAUAAAGCCUUGUCACCAUG